This is a messenger RNA of Prunus dulcis (almond), 2400 nucleotides long. Its product is annotated as disease resistance protein RGA2-like. The transcript is spliced from 2 exons. The record is from RefSeq and is a predicted model, not a curated record. Lineage: Eukaryota; Viridiplantae; Streptophyta; Magnoliopsida; Rosales; Rosaceae. Gene Ontology annotation, molecular function: ADP binding; protein binding. Bases 1 to 2400 code for a protein of 799 amino acids. Gene Ontology annotation, biological process: defense response to other organism.
AUGGGGCAAUUUGUCUAUACCAUUGCAGAGAAUGUCAUGAAUGGGCUAGCUUCCUAUGCUUACCAAGAAAUCUGCUUGGCGUGGGGUGUCACAGAUGAACUAAACAAGCUUAAGGACACCUUCUCAAGCAUCAAGUUAGUGAUCCUGGAUGCAGAGGAAAAGCAAAGGAAGGAACUCCGUCUGAGCCAAUGGCUAGGAAAGCUCAAAGAUGUUUGCUACGAUGUGGAUGACAUGCUUAAUGACUUUGCAUUCAAAGAACUGCAGAUGCAAAUGCUGAUCCUCCGUGGGCGUGGGAGCAUCAAAGAACAGGUACGCAUAUUCUUUUCGGGUUGGAAUCCGGUCGUGUUUAACUUCAAAAUGGGUCAUAGAAUCAAGGAGAUUAGAGAAAGGUUAGAUGUAAUAGCAAUUGAAAAAUCUCAGUUUCCUCUAGUGGAGAGAGCUGGAGAUUGGCAGAGUCAGAGUGUGCCCACAGAGAGGGAGACUCACUCUUUUGUGCAAGCCUAUGAUGUUAUCGGGAGAGAGGACGAUAAGAAACAGAUUAUCAUCCAUAUCUUGAACUUGACCUUGAAGGAAAAGAGUCGUGAUGUCCAGGAAAAUGUUUCUGUUAUAUCGAUUACUGGAUUAGGAGUGUUGGAUGAUGUUUGGGAUAAGGGUCAAAUUGGAGUAACAACUGCAAAAUGGAUUGAUUUAAAAGCUUUGUUAAAUGUUGGAGCAAACGGGAGUAAAGUCAUUGUCACAACGCGUAGCGAAUCGGUUGCUUCGAUUAUGGACUCUGUUUGCGUGCAUCAACUGAGAGGUCUUCCCCACGAGAGUUGCAUGUCUUUGUUCAUAAAAAGGGCAUUUGAUCGAAAAGGAGAGGAGCAGCGCUAUCCACACUUGAUGGAAAUUGCACAUGGUAUUGCAAAGAAGUGCGAAGGGGUUCCUCUAGCCGUAACCACCAUGGGGAGCCUGCUGUGUUUGAAAAGGGAGAAACAUUUUUGGUCAGAAGUGAGAGACAAUGACAUAUGGAGAUUGCCGCAGGGAAACGAUGACAUUCUACCUGCACUGAAAUUAAGCUACGAUGCAUUGUCAUCUUACUUGAAACCUUGUUUUGUCAUUUGUUCACUUUUCCCCAAGGAUUACGUUUUCCGAAGCACAGAUUUAGUGUCGUUGUGGAUGGCACAAGGCUUCAUUCAAUCCUCUAAAGGAAACCAGGAGUUGGAAGAGAUCGGCCUAGACUACAUAAGGCAAUUAUGCUCUAGAUCUUUAUUUCAAAUUGAUGAAGCUUCAAUUGAUUUUAUAGUAUUCAAAAUGCAUGCUCUUGUGCAUGAUUUAGCCAUGUCUGUUUCAGAAGAAGAGUGCUUAUCUGUAAACUUCCGUCCUACCUCUGAUACCUGUAAAAGGGUUCGACACGUGUCGAUGUCGGAGGAUGACUUGCCCAUGAAGGGGGAACGAGUUCCCGAAUUCUUACGUCAGUUGAAGAAAGUGUGGACCAUUCUGUUUCCAGUUCCAGGGCAUGUAGGUACCUCCAGCAAAUCUGUGUUGACAGCAUGCAUCUUGAGAUUCAAGUACCUACGGGUGCUGGAUUUGAGUGGCUCAACUUUUGAGAUGUUACCGAGUUCCAUUGGUAAAUUGAGUCGCUUGAGAUAUCUCGACUUGUCGAAAAAUCCAUUCAUAAAGAAACUUCCAGGUUCCAUUUGCAACCUGCUGAAUUUGCAGACCUUGCUGCUUUCAAACUGUGAGAAGCUCAGGGAGUUGCCCAGAGACAUCGGGAACCUGAUCAACCUCAGAACAUUGGUGUUAACCACAAAUCAGAUGGUUUUGGCAGGAGGAAUUGAACGUCUCACCUCUCUUCGAUUUUUACAGGUCCACAAUUGUAGCUAUCUUGAAUCUUUGGGCCAAGGCAUCCAAUGCCUCACUAACCUCCGAAUGCUGGUUAUUAGCAACUGUGAGAAUCUAAAGUCGUUGCCACCCGACAUGAAAUGCUUAACCGCAUUAAAGACUUUGGGUAUCUCCGAUUGCGAGAAGCUCGACUUGAUGACGUCGGGAGGAGGCAUUCGAGGUCUUCGAUCAGUCUCCAUCUCCAAAGCUUCGCGCUUGGAGGCUCUUCCCCAUUGGCUUCAAGACUCUGCAAACACUCUGCAGAGCUUGCGUGUUAAGAACUGUGAGGAUCUGAAGGAACUUCCAGAGUGGCUGCAAAACUUCAAGUUGCUCCAACAACUGGUGAUUGAAUAUUGCCCUCAAUUGUUGGCUUUACCACAAGGGAUGUAUCACCUGGGUGCAUUGAGAUUAUUGAAGAUCGUCGGGUGUUCUAAACUGAGCGAAAGAUGCAAAAGCAACGAAGGUGCAGAUUGGCCCAAGAUUGCUCAUGUCAGUAAGAUUACACUUGACGGAGAAAUUAUCGCCUCAAAAGAUGAUUAG